AUGUUCUCGCGCAACAAGGACCUUUCGCACAUGUCGUCCCUUUCAGGCCUGCGGUCGCGCUUCAAACACACCAUGUCCUCGUCGGCCAAGAUUCGGAGCUCCGAGGGCUGCUGGACCUGUCGCCUGCGCCGUAAGAAGUGCGACGAGGCCCGUCCCGUUUGCGACGGCUGCGCCCAGCUCGAAAUCACCUGCUACUACAGCGACGUCAAGCCCGACUGGAUGGACGGCGGCGAGCGCCAGAAGGAAAUGGCCGACAGCCUCAAGAAACAGGUCAAGAUCCAGGCCAAUAACCGCCGCGAGCGCAAGUACCUCCAGAGCCUCGACGUCGACCCAAACCACACUCCCGCCUCUGACGACCCCGAUCAUGUCAUCCCACCCGUGCCCCCGCUGAGCCUCGACGGCGGCUCCUCCAAGGCCAAUGACUCCAACAGCCCCUCUACCGUCAACGACACACCCGGCGACACCUCUAGCCCGGCCUUCCACAUGGGCUCCGUCAAGUCCUCUCUCCACGACCUCGCCCCCGCCGCCUCACCCAACCAGAUGCGACAGCUCAGUCCCGAAUGGCCCAGCCACUCCAAUCAUUCCAGCCCUCCAGCCGCCGCUCCCGCACCCGCUCCCGCACCCGCGACUCUGCCGGCCUCCCACCCCGCCGUGCCCAUCUCCGCCGACCACUCCAACGCCCCGCCCUUCUCCGACGACUCCAACCUUACCUUCAUCAUGAUCUACCUCGACUAUGUCUUCCCCUUCCUCUUUCCCUUCUACAAGCCUGCCCUGCUCGAGGGCGGCCGCAGCUGGCUCCUCAAUGUCCUCAACCACAACAAGGCCCUCUACCACACCGCUCUCGGUCUCGCCUCCCACUUCUUCGGCGUCGUCCUUACCGGCGCCCAGGUCGAGCACGCCCCCUGCCGCAUGAAGUCCGUCGCCAGCCUGCAACACCAGCUCGACCUCGCCCUCCGCGAGCUCCGCGCUGACAUGGCCAGCAUCAACGAGGGCGGCGUCGACAACCAGCUGCGCCGGGGCUGCCGCGUGCUCGAGAGCAUCGUCCAGCUUCUCAUCUUCGACGUCACCAUCGCCUCCAACGACCACUGGCAGAUGCACCUCGACGCCGCCACCGUCGUCUUCCAGCAGAUCCUCCCCCAGCCCGACCACUGGGACGCCACCAUGGACCACAUGGCCAUACCCCUCUUCUCCGGCGUCCGCUUCCCGCCCGGCUCCCAUACGGCCUGGAGCUCCGACCAGGCAGCCCUGCGCUUCUUCACUGCCUCCCUGCUCUACUUUGACAUCAUAUCCGCCACCGCCCUCGAGCGGCCCCCCACCCUGCAAGCCUACCACUACCACCUGCUCUCCCCCCGCAAGGAUGACUGCCUCGAGCUCGAGCCUCGCCUUCGCCUCGAGGAGUACUUUGGCUGCCAGAGCUGGGUCCUCCAGAUCAUCGGCGAGAUCGCCGCCCUCGACGCCUGGAAGAAGGACGCCCGCCGCGCCGGCUCACUCUCCAUGACCCACCUCGUCUCCCGCGCCGCUUGUCUCGAGCUCGCCCUCCGCGAGGGCAUCUCCUGCAUCGACAACCAGUGCCCGCAGCUCAUGGGCUCUGACGACCUCGUCGCCGCCUGCAGCAACGCCUGCACGGGCCGACCGCCGCCGCACCCGACCCACGCCGACACCAUGCGCCUGCCCCCUGACCCGCUGACGCUGUACCAGUACUCGCAGACUCAGGACGCGGUCGACGCCGCCCACGCCCACACGAAGAUCUGGGCCUACGCCGCGCUGACGUACCUCUCCACCGUCGUCUCCGGCUGGCAGCCCUCGUGCCCGGAGACCGUGACGAGCGUGCAGGCGACGCUCGACCUGCUCAACACGCUGCGCAGCCCCGUCUGCCUGCGCACCGUCGUCUGGCCCUUCUGCGUUAUCGGCUGCCUCGCCGACCCCCGACAAGAGAAUAUGUUCCGCGACAUGGCCGCCCGGAUGGGCCCGCUCGAGGUCUUUGGGUCCCUCACGGGCGCCCUCGGCGUCAUGGAGAAUGUAUGGGCCCGCCGGGAUACCAUCGAUGAGAGCUGGGACCUCGCCGCCUGCUUCAAGAUCCUUGGCCAUCCCGUGCUUCUGACCUGA
Colletotrichum graminicola M1.001 is the source of this 2106-nucleotide messenger RNA. RefSeq lists its product as uncharacterized. Gene Ontology annotation, molecular function: DNA-binding transcription factor activity, RNA polymerase II-specific; transcription cis-regulatory region binding; zinc ion binding. Gene Ontology annotation, cellular component: nucleus. The record is from RefSeq and is a predicted model, not a curated record. Lineage: Eukaryota; Fungi; Ascomycota; Sordariomycetes; Glomerellales; Glomerellaceae. The transcript has a single exon. Gene Ontology annotation, biological process: positive regulation of transcription by RNA polymerase II. Bases 1 to 2106 code for a protein of 701 amino acids.